AUGGGAGAUAGUCUCGUAACAGAUAUGACGGCUCCCGUGGGCAAGGCAGAGGCUUCGCGCGAUGGUUCGACCUCCUCUAUCGGAUCGUCGCCCGAACCUGGUCUGGCGGAGACAUAUACCCAGGAAGAGCCCCAGCAGCAGAAGCGCAAAGGUGGCCGUAAACCUAUUUAUGCCACCUCAGAAGAGCGCAAGCAGCGCAAUAGACAGGCGCAAGCCGCCUUUCGUGAGCGACGGACAGAGUAUAUCAAGCAGCUCGAGAGCACCAUAAAGCACCAUGAGGAUACCCUGCAGAACCUGCAGAACAGUCACCGCAACGCCGCCGACGAGUGCCUUAUGCUCCGGUAUAAGAAUUCUCUACUCGAGAGGAUUCUGCUAGAGAAAGGUAUCGACGUCCAGGCCGAGCUGCGCGCGAAGACUGGCAGUCCAAACCUGGGGCCGACCAGAGCCCCAGCCUCUGCACAUACCUCGCCAAACCAGGCGCCUCUCCAACAACGUGCUAUAUUGAACAGACAACAACAGAGGCGGUCGCUGCAAGGCCCGCCCAAGGUUGAUAGUCUAAAUGGCUUGCCCAUGAUACAGCCGGAUGGGCCGAUUCAGCGUUCACCACUGUCGCAACCCACUCCUGGUUCACAUAUGUCGUCGCCUGCUCAAUCAGCAACGCGCUCGCCGAGCUUCAUACCUCACGGUCAAUCAGUGUCUCCCAACUUUGGGCCCAUUCCUCCACAGCAGCAGCAGCAGCAACAGCAGCAACAGCCGCUGCGGCCACAACCACCUAGAUCAAACUUCACUCCUAUGAUGAAUGCUCAGCGACCUUCUCCGCUUGUAACAAACCAGCCUGUCUCGAAUGGCAUGACAAGCGCGUCCACCGUUGGCAGCAACGGAAACGGCAUAACUCAGAGCAGUGGUCCUUCGUCUUUCUACCAGACUCAAUUCACAGACCAUAUGAGUCAACUCGAGCAGGAGUACGAGGAACAAGCCGACUCCUACAACGACCAUGACGACCCGAGCGACCACUCUGCUGGCCCCGGCCCGUUCCCGCAGCAGAGCUUCCCCCCUUCGAACAACAUGCCACCGCCGAUGCCGCCGUCGCAGAACCCUCCCUUUACGAGCCCAGCAGCUUUAGCCCCCAACGACGGGGGCCACAACUUCAAUGGCAUGGGCAACAACCACCUUUUCGACCCGUACGACCCGAUGCUCGACGCCGACCCCUUCGGACUUUCGGCCAGCAUGCACUUCCCCACGAUGUAUGAGAGUAGAUGA
Molecule: messenger RNA, 1260 nt
Organism: Alternaria arborescens
Lineage: Eukaryota; Fungi; Ascomycota; Dothideomycetes; Pleosporales; Pleosporaceae
Exons: 4
Coding region: 1-1260 (419 amino acids)
Cellular component (GO): RNA polymerase II transcription regulator complex
Molecular function (GO): transcription cis-regulatory region binding; DNA-binding transcription activator activity, RNA polymerase II-specific
Source: RefSeq, a predicted model, not a curated record